Necator americanus (New World hookworm) is the source of this 510-nucleotide messenger RNA. RefSeq lists its product as uncharacterized. Lineage: Eukaryota; Metazoa; Nematoda; Chromadorea; Rhabditida; Ancylostomatidae. Bases 1 to 510 code for a protein of 169 amino acids. The transcript has 7 exons. The record is from RefSeq and is a predicted model, not a curated record.
AUGCAUGUCUUGUCUUUCAGUCAACUCACCUGGCACUGCGAUUUCCGAUCAGAAGUGGUUCCAAUAGACGAUUUUGGAUUGCUGAAUGCAAAAAUAUCCUCAGAAAUAGCGAUGGCAUGUACGAUCAUCCUAGUUCUAGAGGUCGCCCUUCUUUCAAUUGCCGUCGAUGGUCUUGAUAAUUGUCAUGGUUCCUCUCUUUCAAAUAAUUAUCGUGACUACAUAUAUGAGGCAGUGAAAAACGAGAUACCAGAUCUGGAAUAUAACUGCUUUUACGAGCAAGUUGCUCUUCAACGUUUCUGGGAGAAGUUCGCACCAGAAAGGAGAGGCGACAGCCGUUUUGAUAAAAGAAUUCAUGAAACAGCUUCAAAAGGCAACGACACUUUGCAGUACAGUUUCUUCGAAGCUGCAGCCAAAGCGUGGAAGGACAAGAAAUUGGAGUACAAAAGCAGCUUCGGAUGUAACGUUCAGCAGAGAAGUGGCAAAUCCAGACUCGUUUGUCUUUUCUUCUAA